This is a messenger RNA of Bemisia tabaci, 6116 nucleotides long. RefSeq lists its product as uncharacterized. The record is from RefSeq and is a predicted model, not a curated record. NCBI's taxonomy places the organism in Eukaryota, Metazoa, Arthropoda, Insecta, Hemiptera, Aleyrodidae. Gene Ontology annotation, molecular function: protein binding.
UGGAGGGGGGGGGGAUCAAGAAAUCGGACAAAUAGGAGACGUAAUUUGACACAAAUGAUUUUAUUAUUUAAAAUCAUCCGAAAUUAAGUUCUUGAUUAAACAAGAAACCCAUGGUAAAACUUGGAUUAAAAGCUAAAAAAAUUACAGCCUCAUUUUUGGACAUUUUUAAGUAAAAAAUGGGCUAAAAUUGCAACUUACAGCGGUCAGAUUUUCCAAAUUUUUCGGGGGGGGGGGGGGGCGCUGCCACCCGGCCAACCCCCCGGGACGGCAAAUUUUUGCGUGUCCACAGCGGCAUAAUCGUUGAUCCAGCCCUGCUUAUAAGUGAUUUGACUCAUGACUGAUAUUAGAGAAGUGAAAUCUAAAACUGUGCUGAGAUAAGCAGGAGGAGUAGAAAGCCAGCUGAGUACGUCACGUGCUUACUAAGCGCCGGCGGAGCACAAUGGAAUGCACCAACCGAACCAUCCCCUCCUCCAGUCUGAUUCAGUCUGAUAGUGGAACUGGAAAGGUCGUCAUGUGACAGUCGCAGUGAUAAAGCAAGGAAUCAUUUAAUACUCAUUGUGUUAUAUCUAGAGACUUGAGUCAAAUAUCAUGACAUUUUUUGAACUGUCCCCUACGUGUGGGUGCUUCGAAAUGCAAUUUUGUUGUACUUGCUGAUUACCAAUUGAAUUCAUCUUUUUAUUUUGAGUAACUAUUCUCGAAUAUUGAAGAGUGAAAAUUUUAUGAUACAUAGACGAAAUUCUGGGUUUGCUAAAACAUGUUUUACGACGAUCAGCAUCUACAUGGUGAAUUAUAUUAUGACGAUGAUGAUUAUAAUGAUUACGACGAUUCUUAUGGCGAAAGUGACAGUGAAGACGGCUAUUACAUGGGCACUUGUGAGCAGCUUCAGCACGACUUUACAACGCCACCCAAACAAUUAAUAUUUGCAGCAAUAGAGGACGAAAGACUAAAAGAUCUGAAGGCGCUGAUCAACUGUGUGACUCUGGAACUGGGUUUCGACAGUGUUCAUCAUGCAGUUUUGCACAAGCAGAGAGGAGCAGCAAAAUUGAUAAUUGAUGAAAUUUGUGCAGAGGAAGAAAAUAACGUCACGUUGUUGCAAUUUAUGGAACGAGCAUUGGAUCAAGGCGCUGAUGAAGUUGUUAAGUUGCUUCUGGAUGAGGGCAUAAAAGUUGACGAGGAAGUAAAUGGUCCUCUAACAAGCAUUCACAUUGCAGUAGAGCGAGAACAAGUGCGGAUUAUCCAACAUCUCUUGACUUAUGGGGCUGAUGCUAAUUCUAGAUAUUCAGAUGGUGGAACAAUUUUGCAUAAAGCUGUAGAUCAUGAAAAUAUGGAGAUUGUAAAACUGCUUUUGAAAUAUGGUGCUGAUAUUAAUGCAACAACAAAUGAUGGAUCAACAGCACUUCAUCUUGCCACUAUGCGAGGCUUUCUGGAAAUCGCUGAACAUUUAAUUCAAGAGGGAGCUGAUAUGCAUGCAGUAGGUCCUCUUGAAAUCAACGGCUCUUCAUUGUAUGGAAGGAUCUAUGAUGAUGAAUGUGAAUGCAGUUCCCAAGGAGGAAAAAUGCGAGUUGAAGUAAAGACAGGAGAUUCAGGCACACCGUUUAAAAUUGCUGUUCGAAAUCAUCAUCUAAAGAUGAUAAAAAUGUUUUUGAAAAAUGGUAUUGAAGUUGACACUCUAGAUAUUGAGGGUUACACUGCUCUACAACAUGCAGUUUUGUCAAAGUGUCCUGACGUUAUCAUGAGUAUUUUGGAAAAUCAUCCAAAUGUAAACUGUGAAAAAAAUAAAACAGCAUAUCUUUCUGCCAUCAAGCUUUUAAGGGCGAAAGGUACUACAAAUGUCAUCGCAGCACUAGAGCAAAGCGGUUUUGUUCUAGAUACUGAAAAACUGAAGAAUGAUACUGAUCUUUUGUACAAAACUGUUUGUCAUGAUUUAUACAAUGUAACCAAAUCACUGUUGCAGCAUGGCGCUUACAUCAAUGUAACAUAUCACGAGGAUGAAACUUACUUCAACAUAUUUCCGAGCCUCUUGCACAUUGCAGUAGAAAGAAGAAACAAGGAUAUGGUUCAACUACUUCUGGACUUUGGAGCAGACCCAGAUGUCAAGAAUCAGGAUGGAAGAACUCCAUUAUUUUAUGCAAUUGUUUUCUCAGAAUUGACAAUUGCCAAAAUACUCGUGGCGUCAGGGGCUGAAAAUCUCCGUGAUGAUCUGAUGAUAAUUUUUGCAGCUGCAAACUUAGAUGUUUGGUUUGUUAGAUUACUAGUAGAGGAAGGAGUUGGCAUCGAACAGAGAGCUUCCGAGGCACAAAUGAAAACUUUAUUGCCUUCUUUUCAUGAUGUAAUUCCUUCAAUUGAUUUUCAAAGUGAAUGUGAUUAUUACUUUUAUCUUGUUAUUUCAGAUUCACGAUAUGCUCAUCUUUACAAUUAUCUUUCUGAGCCUCAAAUGAUGAAUUAUUCCUAUAGUAAUAUCAUUUGUUUCCCCAAUGAUAUCUCUCAUGGCUUAGAAGUAACGCCACUUUCGAUCUCGUCUCGAGUGGGUCGUCUUGAGACAGUGAAAUUUUUACUCAAAAUAGGAGCAGAAGUUAAUGCUGCUGACAGAAACGGAGUGACAGCUCUUCAUGAGGCAGCUUUUGCAGGUCACAGCAAAAUAGUAGAGCUUUUGCUAGAAUAUGGAGCUGAUGUGGAUAUAGUAGCAGUGGGGAGUACGCCUCUGUCUUUGUCAGUAUAUAAAAGUCAUUGGAACACAGUUGAAAUUUUGUUGAAAUCUGGUGCAGAUGCUCAGAGAGGUGGAAAACAUGAAACUAUCUUUGCUGAUGCGAUGAAAUCCGAUGCUCCUGAUGAUGUGAUAAAACUUUUACUUGAAAAAGGAUUCAAAUACACCCACACUUAUGGAUUUGGGUCGGAAGUUUUAAAGUAUAUCAAUAAACAUAAGCUACACAUGUUUGAACAUAUUUUAAAUUCACAUGAAAACAUUCCUGAGGAAGAUCUGGUACUGUUACUAGAUCGUGCUGUAGAAAUUAAUUCUGAAAGAAUGGUUGGCUCAAUUUUGAAAACCAUUUUGAGACUGCAUGGAUUUAAAACAAAAUACAAUCAAGCCCUUCUUAUUAGUGCAGCAAACGGAAAUUUAAGUAUCAUUGAAAUGCUAAUGCGAUCGGGGGCAGAUAUAAAUUUUUGCAAUUUUCAGGGAUAUACUGCCUUGCAUAAAGCCGCAGAGCACAACCGAAAGGAUAUUAUUCACUUCUUACUGAAAAAUGGUGCUGCAGUAAAUUCUCCAUCAGGUUCCGAAAACCAUAAAACCUACUAUCUCUCAAGAACACCCUCACCCCUUUCAAUUGCAGCAAGAAAAGGCUUAUUGGAGAUAGUUAAAACUUUAAUUGAAUUCGGGGCAAACAUCAACUCACUAUCUGCCAAUGAGAGCUCUCCUAUUUUCGAAGCAUGUGAAAACGGCAGCUUUGAAGUUGCUCAGUUAUUAUUGCAGCAUGGCGCUAUUCCUGAUAGCAAGUUUGUUGAUGAGACACCACUUUCCAUUUGUGCGCAGAAAGGAUAUUUAUCAGUGCUUCAGGUUCUGAUAAAAUUCAAUGCAACAGUGGAUAUUGCUGAUUCAAGAGGAAGAACACCUCUUUACAGAGCUUCAGAACGAGGGUACGUUCGAAUCGUUAAAAAAUUGCUGGAAACCGGAGCAGCAAUCAAUGUAAGGACUGAAUGCGGCGAAACGCCCUUGUCUAUUGCUGCAAAAAACGGCCACCUAAAAACUGUGAAGAUUCUACUCAAAUUUGGCGCUGCUAUUGAUAUUAUUGAUACAAAAGGAAAUUCACCUCUUUUUAAAGCUUCCUCUAACGGGCAUAUUAAAGUAGUGAGACUCCUUCUUAAGCAUGGUGCUAAGACAGAUACCAAGAACACAGAGGACACACCUCUGUCGAUUGCAGUUAGUAAUAACCAUUUAAACGUUGUUGAGGAGCUUCUUAAAACAGUUGUGAAUAUCAGCACGGAGGACAGUGCCACCAUUCAUCAUGCAGUGAGGAACAAUCAAAGUGAAAUAGUGAACCUCUUGCUCCAGCAUGGCGCAGAUGUCAAUGCACCAAAUUCAGAAGGCAUGACUCCUCUAAUGAUUAGCGCUCAGCUGGAAUCUGUUCUAAUUUUUGACAUUCUCCUGAAGCACAAUGCAGCCAUAGAAUUGCAAGAUGAAGCUGGAAAAACAGCACUUCAUUAUGCAGUUAUGAAGAGUCAGAAUGGUGAAAUAAUCAAAUUAUUGUUGGAAGCAGGAACAAAUGUUGAUGCAAGGGAUGUAAAAGGGACAACUCCUCUGUUCAAAGGUGUUCUUGAUCAAAGACUUAACACUAUGCAAGAUGAAUCUGGAAAAACAGCACUUCAUUAUGCAGUUAUGAAGAGUCAGAAUGGUGAAAUAAUCAAAUUAUUGUUGGAAUCAGGAGCAAAUGUUGAUGCGAGGGACGUAAAAGGGACAACUCCUCUGUUCAAAGCUGUUCUUGAUCAAAGACUUGCCACUAUGCAAGAUGAAGCUGGAAAAACAGCACUUCAUUACGCAGUUAUGACUGGGCGGAAUGGUGAAAUAAUCAAAUUAUUGUUGGAAUCAGGAGCAAAUGUUGAUGCGAGGGAUGAAAGAGGGAAAACUCCUCUGUUCAAAGCUGUUCUUGCUAAAAGGCUUGACAACAUGCAAACUUUGCUUGAAGCAGGAGCUGACGUCAAUGCUGCAGAUAGAUCGGGGGAAACGCCACUCACUACAGCUAUGGAUAAUUGCGAGAGAAAAGGGAAUGAAAUUAAAGUGCUUUUGGACUUUGGUGCAUCAAUUCAGUCUGUGUCUGGUGAGUUAGAACUUGAACGUCGUUAUAUUGGCUAUGCAGUUAAAAGUAUCAUUUGGCAUGCCAUCAAACUGAAGGCAGCAAAUCUACAUGAGGUAGAAGAUAUAUUAGCAACUUCAGCAGCCCAGAAAAUGAGACUUGUCGAUGAUUUUCUGAACCAGUGCAAAGCCGAAGUGGUCAAAAUGGGAACCAACUACAUCCGUAAUACCAAUAUAACAUAUUAUCAAAUUCUGACAAAAAAUUCAAACGAAUUAGUUUCAUUCACAAAAAAUAUAGAGGCCGUUAAAUAUCUUCAAACUCCCAUACUCAAAAAGAAAUACCCCAUUUACGGGGAUAUGGUCGAUGCCAGAAUUAAAAAAGCAGUUCAACGGAGAGACUUGAUGCAGCAAGGUUUAAAGUGGUGUUCAAUAGUGUUCUAUCAAUAUGCAGACAUACCCUUUGAUACUAUUGAAAAAGUGUUGGAGUACUUAAAUAAUACUGAUCUAAGAAUUUUGAUUUAUGCUUGUAAACCUUUGAAAUCAAAGUUUGAUGAGAUUUCUUUUUCUAGUUUAAGUUUAGAGAGGUUGGAUUUGUUUGACUACUAGACUAGCAAGUUAAAAGCAGAAGGGGCUGGUCGAGAAAGAAAAGUCCAAACUGUGAGAAAAGAAUGUAACUAUGGAGGAUGUAAAGUCAAAAUUUAAAACUUGAAAUUAGUUAAAAUGAGUACAAAAAUUCUUCUUUUUUGAUUCUUGGAAUUUAAUAGAGCAUUAUUAUCUACCAACAUACGUACUAUUUUUCUCUUCAAAUGAUCCCAGACAUAGAAAAUCACAUUGUUCAAUUAUGAAAAGUUUUGUAGAAAAUGCACCGAAGUUUAUUUGUUCCAGUUUUAACGCUAACUAUUAAACACAGGAGAGUGAAGUGUAUUUUACAACUAGUAUUUUAUAAGUUAGCUUUAAGUUCUUUCAAAAAAUCAAAUUUUAUUUCUUUUUUAUAAAUAUUUGGCUUCUUUACAUUAAUUUUGACUCAUUCUAUGUUUCUUGAGACAAAAUUUCAAAAAAUGAAAAGCAUAAAGUUAAUUUUCCAAUGUAAUUAUCUAAUGCUGAUUUCUCAGCUUUGCAGCAAAUCAAGCCAUAAAUGUAAAACUUUUGUUCAAUUAGAUGGAAGAACACAAUAGUAUAAUAUCUUGGACAAAUUUGUUCGAAUUGUGGAGUACAUACAAACUUUUUUUACAGAGAUGUGAAAUCAUGAUUUUUUAUUUUUGUAAGUAUUAAGGAAAUGUUAAAUUUAAUGAAAUGGUUCCGUUUAUCAAUACAUUUUUUUUACACUGUA